Molecule: messenger RNA, 2630 nt
Organism: Rhincodon typus (whale shark)
Lineage: Eukaryota; Metazoa; Chordata; Chondrichthyes; Orectolobiformes; Rhincodontidae
Gene: cskmt
Product: citrate synthase lysine methyltransferase
Exons: 2
Coding region: 1738-2250 (170 amino acids)
Source: RefSeq, a predicted model, not a curated record
CUGUGGGGACAUUAAUGCUCACUGUGGGGGAUUAAUACUCGCUGUGGGGACAUUAAUGCUCACUGUGGGGGAUUAAUACUCGCUGUGGGGACGUUAAUGCUCACUGUGGGGGGUUAAUACUCACUGUGGGGACGUUAAUGCUCACUAUGGGGGUGUUAAUACUCACUGUGGGGACGUUAAUGCUCACUGUGGGGCGUUAAUACUCACUGUGGGGACGUUAAUGCUCACUAUGGGGGUGUUAAUACUCACUGUGGGGACGUUAAUGCUCACUAUGGGGGUGUUAAUACUCACUGUGGGGACGUUAAUGCUCACUGUGGGGGGGUUAAUCCUCAAAGGGGGGAGCUAAUGCUCACUCGGGGGUUGGCAGUUAAUGCUAACUGUGGGGUGGCUGUCAGUAUUUAAGGUGUUCUGUGUGAGAGGGAGACAGGUAUUUAAGGUGCUCACUGUUGGGGGAAGGCUGUUUAAGGUGCACACUGCGGUGGAGGGAGAGGGGUAUUUAAGGUGCUCUCUGUGUGGAGAGAGGGGUAUUUAAGGUGCUCUCUGUGUGGAGAGGGGUAUUUAAGGUGCUCUCUGUGUGGAUAAAGGGGCUCACUGUGUAAUUGGCACUUAGUGAGUCAGCAGGGUGAGUAUAUGGAGAGGUUGUUUGAGGAUUUUAUGAAGUGGACGGAUUGAAUGUUGUGAAAUGGUUGGGAAACUGUGGGAUAUGGUUAGUUUUUGAUUGGAGCCUUCGCUGCAGGUUUAUCCUUCCUGUCCUGGGCUAGCUUCAGGGUCAUACAGCAUGGAAACUGACCCUUCAAUCCAACCAGUCCAUGCCGACUGUAAUUCCAAACUCAACUAGUCCCACUUGCCUGCGCUUUGCCCAUAUCUCUCCGGAUAUUUCUUAUUCAUAUACCUUUCUAAAUGUCUUUUAAAUGUUGUAACUGUACCCGCAUCCACUAUUUCCUCUGGAAGUUCAUUCCACACAUGAACCACUCUCUGUGUAAAAAAUAAAUUGCCCCUCAUUGUCUUUUUUAAAUCUUUCUCCACUCACCUUAAAAUAUGGCUCCUAGUUUUGAACUCCCCCACCCGAAAGAAAAGGCACCUGCCAUCCACCUUAUCUAUACCCUUCAUUAUUUUAUAAACCUCUAUAAGGUCACCUCUCAACCUCCUAUAUUCCAGUGAAGAAAGUCUCAGCCUAUCCUAUAACUCUAACCCUCCAUUCCCAGCAACAUCCUGGUAAAUCUCUUCUGAGCCCUCUCCAGUUUAACAGUAUCCUUCCUAUAACGGAGACCAGAACUGCUCACAGCAUUCCAGAAGAGGCCUCACAAAUGUCCUAUAUGACUGUAACAUCACAUCCCAACUGCUGUACUCAGAGGUCUGAGUAAUGAAGGCAAGCAUGCUAAAUGCCUUCUUUACCACCCUGUGAUGCAGAGUUUGUGUGUGAUGCAGAACUUAGAAAAUUGUGAAGAUGGGAGGACACUGACUGUCCAAAAGAGUAUUGGACAAGAGAAUGUCAGUUUUCUUUCCGAGUGUCAGUGCAGGUCUGAUGGGCUGCAUGGCCUCCUUAAGGUGUAAAGGUUGUGUGUGAUUGGAAAUUCAGUCAAUAUUAUUCUUGCAGAUCACAUAUUCACUGACCUGCAGAAACAAACGACCUGGGACACAAUCUACCAGAGGAGCCAGGGCCAGCCCUUUCAGUACUUUGACUGGUUCCUGGGAUACUCCUCACUGAAGGGGCUGCUCCUGCAGCUGUUGCGGGAUAUGGAGAGUGAGGCUCCACUCAAGCUGCUGGAUAUUGGCUGUGGUACCUCAGAGCUGGGCCCCCGUCUGUACUGUGAGUGCCCAUUCCCGCUCCAUGUCUACUGUGUGGAUUUCUCUCCAAUUGCACUCGCCAUAAUGCAAGCACAGACUUCACAGCUGCCUCCACCUGUGAGCUCAGCUUCCCAACUGCAUUUCGUACAGACAGACAUCAGGAAUCUCUCCGGCUUCCAGCAGCAGAGCUUCGAUCUCAUCCUGGACAAGGGAACACUGGAUGCACUGCUCCAAGCAAAUGAUGGUGGUGAGACAGCUUGCUGUGCCCUAACAGAAUCACUCCGAAUGCUGAGACCUGGUGGCUUAAUGCUGCAGGUAUCGGACGAGGAUCCUGAUGUGCGGAUUGUUUGGCUGGAGAGUCUCCAUCUUGUGACUGUUACUGCACUCGAAGUGGACACUGAGAAGAACACUGGUUAUUUUGCUUACAUUAUCAAACCAACCUCAAUGAGUACACAGUGUUGACUCAGUCUGACCUAGCAAGGUCUCUGCUUUGACUAAUAAAACAGUCCUGCUCCCACGCCACCUCCUGUGACCUGGACAGACCCUCAGUUGCAGACCCCUGAAGCUGGAAUUGGAGGUAACCAGCCUGUCAUUCUGCUAUGCUGUGACAACCUCUUUACCCAGGUGCCUGUAGAGUGUGGACAAACAGUGAUGCCCUGCACAGUCAAAUAACUGGUAAAUGGCCAUGGGCUGGGCUGUCAUGCUGGUUCAGUGCCUAACUCCUGCAUCUGCCCCCACCCCAAAGAACAGGAGAGGAGAGAAUGUGCAGAAAAAAAUGAUCUAAGGAAAACCUCUUGAAACAGUCUCAAUUUGCUUUAAAUAAAAUUAGUGAUUUAUAAUGA